Messenger RNA from Ascochyta rabiei, 675 nucleotides. RefSeq names its product 3-oxoacyl-[acyl-carrier-protein] reductase. Gene Ontology annotation, molecular function: oxidoreductase activity, acting on the CH-OH group of donors, NAD or NADP as acceptor. Lineage: Eukaryota; Fungi; Ascomycota; Dothideomycetes; Pleosporales; Didymellaceae. The coding region runs from base 1 to 675 and encodes 224 amino acids. The transcript has a single exon. The record is from RefSeq and is a predicted model, not a curated record.
AUGACGUUCGUUUCGGCCUCCAGCGGCUCAGCUGCCAAGCAGCUGGAAUCCCACAUCAACGCGCUUGGCAAUGGGGCGCAGGCCAUUUCCGUCCAAGUGGACAUAGCACACGUCGAUGCCCCGCGGACCAUAGUGGAUCAGACGCUAGCAGCUUUCGGGCCGGCCAUCGACAUCCUCAUCAACAACGCAGGCAUCGGUAUCAGGAAAAGCUUUCUGGAGACGACUGUCGACGACUUCGACCACGGCAUCCAGGUCAACUUGCGCGGUGCGUUUUUCAUGUGCCAAGCUGUUGUUCCGCAUCUUCGACGUCCCGGCCGGAUCGUCAACAUCAGCUCCAUUGUCUCGCGCACGGGAGGGCCUCUGUACGGCGUCUACGCUGCGUCCAAGGCUGGGCUGGAGGGCUUCACGCGCUCGCUGGCUGCGGCUGUGGGCCCGUACGGCCACAGCGUGAAUGCUGUGUUGCCGGGCCUGACGGAUACCGAUAUGCUGCAGGAGAUUACGGCUGACGACGAAUCUGCGGCCUUUCAUCGCGGAGUGGCUGCUGCCACGCCCAUGGAAGGUAGAUUCGCUACUCCCGAGGAUAUAGCACGCGUCGUUGUUUUCAUGGCUGGUCCCAAUAGCCAUUGGAUGACUGGGCAGUCGGUCAGCGCGACUGGUGGCCUGUUGAUGGUAUGA